Tripterygium wilfordii is the source of this 2826-nucleotide messenger RNA. RefSeq names its product probable receptor-like protein kinase At2g23200. The transcript has a single exon. NCBI's taxonomy places the organism in Eukaryota, Viridiplantae, Streptophyta, Magnoliopsida, Celastrales, Celastraceae. The record is from RefSeq and is a predicted model, not a curated record. Gene Ontology annotation, biological process: protein autophosphorylation. Gene Ontology annotation, molecular function: ATP binding; transmembrane receptor protein tyrosine kinase activity. The coding region runs from base 169 to 2682 and encodes 837 amino acids. Gene Ontology annotation, cellular component: plasmodesma; plasma membrane.
UUGACUCCGUUCAAUUAUGAAUUUUCAUGGUUGAUUUUUCAACACAAAUGUCCCUGCCUUGACUCGUUGACCUGUCUUUACUAACACAAAUCUUCUUCACCUCUAAAUCCCAAAAGCUCUCAGUUCCCAGAUUGUCUCUCGUCAGCAAGUGAGCUUUGAACUUGUAUCAUGUUUAUGGAGAAUAUUUGCAGCAAUAAAGCCCGAAACUUAUUGUUUUUUCUUCUUUUUUUCAUCCAGUUCUUCUUGCUUCCUGUACCCUCUUCAGCUUAUACCCUCCCAGACAAGUACUUCGUCAAUUGUGGUUCAAGAACUAAUGUGAACUCGACCCACCGGACUUUCAUCGGGGACAUGAACUCUGGCUCCCCAGGACUUAGAGGGCAGAGUUUCACUGUCAAGAACAGCAACCCACCAACUGACCCAUCACCACUUUAUGAAGAAGCAAGAAUUUUCAGGAAUGAAUCUUCAUACAAAUUUGAUAUGGAAGCCACUGGGACUUGUGUGGUACGCCUCCAUUUCUUUCCAUUCUCUUCUCCUGAAAACCUCUCCACCGCAAUUUUUGACGUUUCAGCUUCUGGGUUGGUGCUAUUGCGUAAUUUUACUGCUCCAAUCACUGGUAACUCUCCUAUAAUAGAGGAGUUCUUUAUUAGUAUCAGUGUUGGCAAAUUGAUAAUGGAUUUUAGACCUCAUGAGUCGUCAUUUGCCUUCAUUAAUGCCAUUGAAGUUUAUAUUGCCCCUAAAUUAUUUUUUCCUGACGAACUUGAACAUGUCCAGUCGACUGGAAAGAAGGGGAAGUAUACGGGCAUAAUGUCUAAUGUGUUGCACAAAAUUCACAGAAUAAAUGUUGGAGGUUCUCCUCUGACUCCGGAUAAUGACACUUUAUGGCGAUACUGGGUUCCUGAUGAUAUUUAUCUCUCUAAUCCAAGUGCAGCCAAGAACAGUACGGUUUACACAGAGAAGCCUAAGUACCAGGGAGAUGCUAGUGAAUACAUUGCUCCUGAUUUUGUGUACCAGACUGCCAAGGAGAUGAAUAUAGAUACUAAUAGGACUUCAAACAUUUUCAAUGUAUCCUGGUCUUUUAAUGUCAGCAAGAAUUCUACAUACUUUGUGCGCUCUCACUUCUGUGAUACUCUCAGUUUGUCGCAAAAUUCUCUGUCGUUUUAUAUGUACUUAUAUAGUCGGUUCAGUCAAGAAAUCGAUCCCUUCAAUAUGACUCGCAGUUGGGCAGCUCCGUUCUUCUAUGAUCAUGUGGUUGAUUCUGAUGGUUCUGGACUAUUGAAUAUCAGCAUAGGCCCUAAUGCAGGUUCUGCAAAUGCCUUUUUGAAUGGGCUGGAGAUUAUGGAAAUUGUGAAACUUGGUUCUGUUUCUGUGGGGAAUGAACACAAGAAAAUGAAUGUCGUUAUUGUCUUGGUUGUUUCAGUUGUUGGAGUACUGACCCUUGUCUGCAUUUUGGCAUUUUUGUUAUUUUUGGGUUCAAAAUGUAGAAAGCCAAAGACUAUUGAAACUUCGGACUGGCAACCGCCGCCGGCAUAUGGAGGAGGGAGUUCUCACGAUAGGUUGUCUCAGGGCACCCCUCUUUGUUCUCCAGUUGCUAACUUGAACCUCGGAUUAAAGAUAUCUUUUUCUGAGAUUCAGUUUGCAACAAACAACUUUGAUAAGAAUUUGCAAAUUGGGAAGGGUGGUUUUGGGAUUGUGUUUAAGGGAACUCUCAAAAAUGGCAUGAAAGUGGCUGUGAAACGAAGUGAGCCAGGUUCAAGCCAGGGCCUUCCAGAAUUCCAGACUGAGAUCCUGGUUUUGUCCAAACUUCGGCAUCGCCAUCUUGUUUCCUUAAUUGGGUAUUGCAAGGAAGGGUUUGAGAUGAUACUGGUCUAUGAAUUCAUGGAGAGAGGGUCCUUGAGGGAUCAUCUAUACAAGACAAAUUUGCCUCCUUUGUCAUGGAUGCAAAGGCUUGAAAUUUGCAUAGGGGCGGCAAGGGGUCUCCAUUACCUGCAUAGAGGUUCAGCUGGCGGAUUCAUACACCGUGAUGUCAAGUCCACUAACAUCUUGCUGGAUAUCAACCAUGUUGCUAAAGUAGCCGACUUUGGCCUUUCAAGAUUGGAAUGUCCAGAUGAAACCAAUUUUAGCACGGAUGUUAAAGGCACAUUCGGAUAUCUGGAUCCUGAGUACUUCACAACCCUACAAUUGACCGAAAAAUCUGAUGUUUACUCAUUUGGAGUAGUUCUUCUUGAGGUUCUAUGUGCAAGACCAGCCAUCAAUCAAGUGCUUCCAAUAGAGGAAGUGAACCUAGCUGAAUGGGGAAUUCUUUGUAAGAAAAAUGGAAUGCUUGAGCAGAUUGUAGAUCCUUAUAUAAAGUCUCAGAUCAAGCCCAACUCCUUAAGAAAGUUUGCUGAGACAGCUGAGAAAUGUUUGCAAGACUACGGUGCUGACAGGCCUGCUAUGGGCGAUGUGCUGUGGGAUUUGGAGUAUGCAUUACAACUCCAGAAAACUGCAAGACACAGAGAACCACACGAGGACAGUGUCACCGUCACCAAUGCUUCAGCAGCAGUAGCAAUGUCUCAUGUUCCAGAUUUUUCUUCUACCAGCUUCGCAAAUGAGAAGGAUAGUAUACCCAUAUUGGAGAAUAAUAGUUCAAGCAGAUCAACAAGUGAAGUUUUCUCCUCACUGAGAAUUGACAAUUCCAGAUAAUGUAUCUUCUUGUUGACUGUAUUGCAUCUUGCUAUUUGUAAUUCUGGUUUCCUAAAACUGUUUAUAUUUGCAUCUGCAUAAAUCACUUGAUGAUUUUUGUCAAGUAUAUGUAUAUCUCUCCGUAGAACUUCGCCACUUUCUUUG